AUGCAACCCAGCCAUCAGGAUACACCACGAACCGUUGAUGGAUCGUCAGUACCCGCCCAAAAGUCGAUUCCAAAAGAAAAACUAUUACCAUGCAAAUAUCGAACUGGCCGUGUUUUGGGCGGCGGGAGCUAUUCGGUAGUCAAAGAAGCCGUUCACGUUGAAACAAAAAAGUUAUAUGCAGCAAAGAUUAUCAACAAGAAACUGGUAGAGAAAAAACCCGAGUUUGUAAAAAACGAGAUUACCAUAUUAAAACGAAUUUCGAGUGGACACCCCAACAUUCUGCGCCUUGUUGACUACUUUGAGACAGUAAAUAACUUAUACCUAAUUACUGAGCUUGCUACUGGAGGUGAGCUCUUCGACCGCAUUUGUGCUCAAGGAUCAUUCUAUGAAGCAGACGCCGCUAGACUCAUACGCACAACUACCUCUGCCGUUAAAUACCUACAUGAAAAUGGAAUCGUUCAUCGUGACUUAAAACCAGAAAAUUUACUAUAUCGAUCGAAAGACCCAGAAUCUGAGCUCUUGAUUGCUGAUUUUGGAUUAUCUCAAUUCUAUGACGACUCGCAAUAUUAUAUGUUGAUGACCGCUUGCGGAACUCCAGAGUAUAUGGCACCUGAAAUAUUUCGACGAGUUGGCUAUGGAAAAUCUGUAGAUAUUUGGUCUAUUGGUGUAAUUACUUACUUCUUGCUAUGCGGAUACUCCCCUUUUGUGCGAUCUUCACAAGUAGAAGUUAUUGAAGCAAUUUUGGCGAACAACUAUGGUUUUCACGAAGCUUAUUGGUCCGGUGUCUCUUCCAUUGCAAAAGAUUUUAUUCGCAAAUGUUUGGAAGAUGACCCGGCGAAACGGUUAACUGCUACGGAAGCCUUACAACAUCCGUUUCUUUCUAUGAGAGGUUCGACAACUGCAAAUUUGCUUCCGAAGGUCCGUGAAAACUUCAAUGCUCGAAAAAAGUUUCGGAAAGCUUUUAAUGCUGUGCGAGCCUUUAAUACUCUAAAGAAAGACAUUGAACCAAAGUCCCGCUAA
Messenger RNA from Schizosaccharomyces cryophilus OY26, 1020 nucleotides. Its product is annotated as CAMK/CAMK1 protein kinase Cmk1. Gene Ontology annotation, biological process: protein phosphorylation; cellular response to oxidative stress. Gene Ontology annotation, molecular function: ATP binding; calmodulin binding; calcium/calmodulin-dependent protein kinase activity. The record is from RefSeq and is a predicted model, not a curated record. Bases 1 to 1020 code for a protein of 339 amino acids. The transcript has 2 exons. NCBI's taxonomy places the organism in Eukaryota, Fungi, Ascomycota, Schizosaccharomycetes, Schizosaccharomycetales, Schizosaccharomycetaceae.